Amblyraja radiata (thorny skate) is the source of this 490-nucleotide messenger RNA. RefSeq names its product dispanin subfamily A member 2b-like. Gene Ontology annotation, cellular component: plasma membrane. Lineage: Eukaryota; Metazoa; Chordata; Chondrichthyes; Rajiformes; Rajidae. The record is from RefSeq and is a predicted model, not a curated record. The transcript has 2 exons. The coding region runs from base 44 to 421 and encodes 125 amino acids.
AUCACAUUUUCCUACUCAUUGCGGAUCACCUCACGGAGUUUCAAUGGAGACCACGGAGUUUGCAUCACGGCCUGAAGCAGAAGAAGCGAUGGCAAGCAGGAGGCCACAACAGCCCAUGAACACAGUGGUGGACAUGCAGGGAAUUGUCCAGCCACAGCAACAGUCCACACCUAUUAAAGACCAUCUCAUCUGGUCCCUGUUUAAUGCAUUCUAUCUAAAUGCAUGUUGUCUUGGAUUCCUUGCACUCAUCUACUCAAUCAAAGCUCGUGAUUCAAAAUUUGUCAACAACACUCGAAGAGCCAGGAAGUUUGCCGCUAAGGCCAUGGGACUGAAUGUGGCCGCUACCUUGUUCUCCCUCACUCUGCUGGCAGCAGGUCUGGUCUAUUACUUGUAUGUAACUGUGGCACAACUGACUCCCUGACCAACACCUUUUUGUAAGUCCAGGAUGAGCGGUUAAAAUAGGAGACACAGUUCACAUGAAACAGAUGAU